Peromyscus eremicus (cactus mouse) is the source of this 527-nucleotide messenger RNA. RefSeq names its product small ribosomal subunit protein eS27-like. Gene Ontology annotation, cellular component: cytosolic small ribosomal subunit; ribosome. Gene Ontology annotation, biological process: translation; ribosomal small subunit assembly. Gene Ontology annotation, molecular function: RNA binding; structural constituent of ribosome. The transcript has a single exon. The record is from RefSeq and is a predicted model, not a curated record. Bases 293 to 454 code for a protein of 53 amino acids. NCBI's taxonomy places the organism in Eukaryota, Metazoa, Chordata, Mammalia, Rodentia, Cricetidae.
AGUGUCUAAGUAGCCAAGGGGGAGGUCUUUUGCUCCACCCAUGGGCAUUGUUAUAAAUAGACCUUUGGAAUAAAGUUCUGGGCCGGUGGAUAAGGAUCCAGGCCCACUCGAGUCUAUCCUGUGUUUUCUCUCUGUUUCUCUUCCUCACUAUUUCUAACUAAGUCUCUUAUCCCUCAAUCCUCAAGAGUUCCUGGGGUAAAUAAGUGUGGGGGCUGGUCUUCCAUACUCUCCAGAAGAGGAAAAGAGGAAACAAAAGAAAAAGCAUCUGGUACAGAGCCCCAAUUCUUACUUCAUGGAUGUGAAAUGCCCAGGAUGCUAUAAAAUCACCACGGUCUUUAGCCAUGCACAAUUGGUAGUCUUGUGUGUUGGCUGCUCCACUGUCCUCCGUCAGCCUACAGGUUUUGGAAAAGCAUGGCUGACAGAAGGAUGCUCCUUCAGGAGGAAGCAUCACUGAAAACACCUGAUUCAAGAUGAGUGGGAACCAUCCCAAUAAACACAUUUUGGAUAUAUUUAAAAAAAAUACAGGU